Molecule: messenger RNA, 1179 nt
Organism: Lactuca virosa
Lineage: Eukaryota; Viridiplantae; Streptophyta; Magnoliopsida; Asterales; Asteraceae
Source: the annotation of a GenBank genome assembly
AUGACUGGGAACCGGAAUCAUGAUGACAAUUAUGCAUCAUCAUCAUCAUCAUCAUCAUCAUCAUCAUCAUCUAGCAAGAAGAGGUUGAAGAGUUUUGACAAGGGUGAUGUGGCAUCUUGGUCAGAUCUAAACCAUGAUGUGCUUUUUUUGGUAAUGAUGCAAUUGGGAUUUGUUGAUUUCUUUGCAUUCAGUGGAGUCUGCAAGUCAUGGAGGUCAUUCGCAGUCUCUCAGAGGAAUACAUACAUGGCCUCCAUACCUCCCAUGUCGAUUUCGUCUGGGGCUGAUAAUCAAGACUCGUAUUGGUAUCUGAAGGAUUUUAAAGAGAAAACAUGUAAAACCAUAAUUCCCAAUUCUACUGGCAGGAGAUGUUUUGGAUUGACUUGUGGUUACCUGAUCUUGUUCAGUAGGGAAACUCGCGACUUCUUGCUUGUGAAUCCUAUCACAAGACAUGAACUUCGUUUCCCUUUUUACCCCUUAUAUGUUCGUGCUUAUGAAAGCAUCAGGACUAUCCUCGUCUUUUCACCUUCAGUAUCAGGGUGGGUGUUUGUUGUGCUGAAUAAGAAAAUAUCAUUUUGUAUGGAAGGUAAACGAGGAUGGAAUCAUGUCUCCUCCACUCUCCCCAUCCGUGAUUUCUAUGCUUUCAAGGGGAAGAUAUAUACUCUACAUACCGAUCUCUCUGUAUGUGAACUCAGACUCAAUCUGAAUGGGAAACAUAAAUGGAUGUUAUUCGAAUCCAAGAAUUUUACGAAGCCAGACAUAUCACAUCCAGAGCUUGUAAGUUCUGGUGAAAACCUUUAUCUGAUAAGUGAGGAUUCAGCACAGGACAAGGUUUUGGAACUGGAUAUUGGUGAAAUGAAAUGGGUGUCUCCUGAAAAGACAAUAGGAGAAUAUGCUUUCUUUCUUAGUAGUGGGUGGAAGAAGUCUUCUGCUGCUAUUAGACCAGAGUCAUGGGCUGCUGCCCAUCUGACACAAUACAAGACCUUUGAUUACUUCCUUCAUGCUAAUGAAAGUCGAAAACGACACUGGUACUAUUAUGAACCACUGUGGAGAAAGUACAAUUUGAACAAUGGAGAAGAUAGGGAAAUCAUUAAUCCAACCAUGGGGGAAAAGACAUCUCUAGAAACGGAUCUGAAAAUGAUGGAGCUGCUUCACGUCGUCGGGUGGUUCACGCAGCGAUGA